UGUUUUUAAUUUUAGUUCUUUUACUUACGUCCUUGAGCUUAUUAUUGUAUUAUUAAGAGCAAUUAAAUAAACCAUUAUUUAUGGGCGUUUUAUAAUUACCCGAGACACGAGAGCUUUAACAUGCCACUAACAUUAUACGCUGUAUCUGACGGACCCCCAUCCCUAGCGGUGAGACAGGCCCUUAAAUAUCUCGAGCUGGAACACACCCUGGUGAACGUAGACUUUGGAAGAGGCGAUCAUAUGACGGAUGAGUAUGCUCAGAAAAACCCUCAGAAGGAGAUUCCCGUAUUAGACGAUGACGGAUUCUUUUUAAGCGAGAGCAACGCAAUUCUCCAGUAUCUGGCAGAGAAAUAUGGCAAAGACGAAUUUUUAUACCCCCAAGAUCCACAAGCUCGUGCGAUAGUUAAUCACAGAUUGUGCUUUAAUCUUUCCACGUACUAUCGAAAUAUCUCGGAACAUGUGAUGGCACCGAUAUUUUUUGAUUACCAAAGGACUCCCCUGUCUCUUAAGAAAACGAACAUUGCACUUGAUAAUUUUAACACAUAUUUGGUACGUUUGGGCACCAAAUACGCCGCUGGAGAUCAUGUAACAAUUGCGGAUUUCCAACUGGUGACUUCAACUAUGUGCCUCGAGGCUAUCAACUUUGAUAUAAGCCCCUACCCGCUUGUGAAAAACUGGUAUGAGAAUUACAAGAAGGAAUAUCCGCACCUGUGGAGCAUCGUGGAAGAAGGAAUGAAAGAGAUUGAGGAAUUUGAGAGGAAUCCGCCAGAUCUGAGUCAUAUGGACCAUCCGAUUCACCCCAUAAGAAGAAAGUAGCAUGGAAUAGGGCUGGAAUUGAAUUUCGCUUUAAGAUAGAUUGGUGUAAAUAAAGGAAAAUGUGCUUUUCAAA
This is a messenger RNA of Anoplophora glabripennis (Asian longhorned beetle), 889 nucleotides long. RefSeq names its product glutathione S-transferase 1-1 (gene gfzf). Gene Ontology annotation, molecular function: glutathione transferase activity. The record is from RefSeq and is a predicted model, not a curated record. Lineage: Eukaryota; Metazoa; Arthropoda; Insecta; Coleoptera; Cerambycidae. Gene Ontology annotation, biological process: glutathione metabolic process. The coding region runs from base 121 to 816 and encodes 231 amino acids. The transcript has 5 exons.